Folsomia candida is the source of this 1875-nucleotide messenger RNA. RefSeq names its product actin-like protein 6B (gene Bap55). Gene Ontology annotation, cellular component: NuA4 histone acetyltransferase complex; SWI/SNF complex. The record is from RefSeq and is a predicted model, not a curated record. Lineage: Eukaryota; Metazoa; Arthropoda; Collembola; Entomobryomorpha; Isotomidae. The transcript has 9 exons. Gene Ontology annotation, molecular function: chromatin binding. Bases 145 to 1443 code for a protein of 432 amino acids. Gene Ontology annotation, biological process: nervous system development; regulation of transcription by RNA polymerase II.
UUGAAACUCGGUAUCUGGCGUCAAAACCAUCGGUUGGGCUUGAUUUUUCAUUCAUUCAUCUAAAUUUUUUAAACAAAUUUGGACUCGAACUUGGAAAGUGCUUAAUAAAUUUCGACAAACAUCUCAAAAUAAUUUAAAUCGAAGAUGAGUGGUGGCCUAUACGGCGGAGAUGAGGUGGGAGCUUUGGUGUUUGACGUUGGACACCAUUCGUUUAGGGCCGGGUAUGCUGGAGAGGACACUCCAAAAACCGAAAUCCCCUCAAUGAUUGGCGUUUCUGACGAUCCUAGUGCCGUAAACAUUGAUAACUCGAACGGAAAUGGAAUGGUUGGCGAUGUGAAGCCGGGCAUGAGAAAAAAGUACACUAUCGACACUGUCAACGUAAAUGCGCCUAAAGCUGGAAUGGAGAUUCAAACUUUUUUAAAGGAUGGAGCCGUCGAAGACUGGGAUAUGUUUGAGGACCUCGUUGAAUACGUGUACAACAAAUCCUUGAACGCUGUUCCAGAAUACCACCCAUUGCUAAUGUCAGAACCUCCUUGGAAUCCGAGGAACAAACGAGAAAAGUUGGCUGAAAUGUUUUUUGAAAAGUACCAGGUGCCAGCUUUUUUCUUGGCCAAAACAGCGGUACUUGCUGCAUUUGCUAAUGGGCGAAGUACAGGAAUUGUUGUUGAUAGCGGGGCAACGCAUACAUCUGCGAUACCUGUUCACGAUGGAUAUGUAUUAUCUCAAGGAAUUGUUAAAAGCCCAUUAGGGGGUGAUUUCAUUUCUAAUCAGUGCUCACAGUAUUUCGAAGAAAAUUCUAUAGAAGUCAUUCCACCGUACAUGAUUGCUGGCAAAGAACAAGUUUGGGAAAAUGAGAAGGCAAAAUAUACUAAAAGGUCGAAUAUCCCAGAAGUUACUAAAUCGUGGCACAAAUACAUGGUGAAGCAAGUUGUACAAGAUUAUCAGCAAACUAUUAUCCAAGUGGCUGACAGUCCAUACGAUGAAGAAACAGCACAAACUAUGCCACAACAGGCAUACGAAUUUCCCAAUGGAUAUCAUCAAGAAUUUGGUGUUGAAAGAUUCCGUAUUUGUGAACCCCUCUUUGACCCAAGCGGCUUAAGAGGAGUGGGUACCACAAUGCUGGGGGCUGGGCAUCUAGUAUCAACCUGUGUAGGAAUGUGUGACGUAGAUUUAAGACCGUCUCUAUACGGAAACGUCAUUGUUACGGGUGGAAAUUCUUUACUACAGGGGUUCACUGAGAGACUUAACAGAGACCUGUCAACCAAAACUCCCCCUAGUAUGCGACUGAAAUUAGUUGCUGCAACAGGAACAGGUGAGAGACGAUUUGGGGCGUGGAUAGGAGGAUCGAUUUUAGGAUCUUUGGGCUCUUUUCAACAACUCUGGAUUUCAAAACAAGAAUAUGAAGAAUCUGGCAAGUCACAAAUUGAACGAAAAUGUCCUUGAACAGCUUAGCAGAUACAUUGUAGAUUUACAUAGUAUAGAUAGAUUGGCUCGCGCAUAGCGCUAUUCUCUUUCUAAAUACACACAUCACUGAUGUGACAUCAGUGACAUUUUGUACUAUGCUUGGUAUUUAACUGUUGACUACAGUUUGUAAUUAAAUUCUACAUAAAUUAAGUUGAACUGUACGGCUAGGUUAUUUAUUUUUAGAAUUUAGUUUGAUUCUCAAAUCUAGGUUGAUAACAAUUUUAUAUAUACAUUGUAUUUUAAUGCAUAAUGAAUUUAAAAUAGAAUAAGUACAUACAUAAAGUUGUGAGGUGUUGUCUAGCCUUUAGUUUGUAGUACUCUCUUUCAUGGUGAAUGUAUUUGUAUGAAUAAAUGUUAAUUUUCUUAUCAGCUAUUGAAUAAAUAGGUUCUAUAUUUGAAUGCAUAAAACUA